AUGACAACUUACGAAGACGACCAUAACUUGAGAUACCAGUCUGCGGAAGACACAGUCCGCCAGCAUCAGACGUUUUCCAGCAUCAUCGAGAACUUCAUCUCAGAUACCACUGUUGACGCCGAGGGACACAGACACACGGGACGUGAACUUUUCAAUAGGGCACUUCGGACGAUCAACGCCGAAGAACGCACAGAGAUCCUUGCAGAGAUAAUAGCGUCGUUGGAAAGGGGACGAGACAAGUUUCGUCCAGACACAGGGGUGUCCCAAGAGUUUCUCGAUAAUCUUGAACGUGUCGACGUGUCCACGCUCCCGGAAAGCGCCGACUGCCCUAUUUGCACAAAUCGCUUUCAUGACAACGAGUAUCCUUUGAUUGUGAAGCUACCUUGUCAGCUCACCGGCUCAUCCAAACGAGACCAUGUGUUUGACAUGGAUUGCAUCACGCCGUGGCUCAAGAUGCACUCGUCGUGUCCCUUGUGCCGCUUUGACGUGAGGGACGCAGAGAGUGUAAGACGGCAGCGGUUGGAAAGAGACUUGGCCAGGGCGAAGGCUGAGAUCGCUAAUGAGGAAGACGAGGAGGAGGAAGAAGAUGGUUGGGAUAUGUACGGCUGA
Molecule: messenger RNA, 609 nt
Organism: Candidozyma auris
Lineage: Eukaryota; Fungi; Ascomycota; Pichiomycetes; Serinales; Metschnikowiaceae
Exons: 2
Coding region: 1-609 (202 amino acids)
Biological process (GO): protein ubiquitination
Cellular component (GO): cytoplasm
Molecular function (GO): ubiquitin protein ligase activity
Source: RefSeq, a predicted model, not a curated record